Molecule: messenger RNA, 4065 nt
Organism: Dendroctonus ponderosae (mountain pine beetle)
Lineage: Eukaryota; Metazoa; Arthropoda; Insecta; Coleoptera; Curculionidae
Gene: Cpsf73
Product: cleavage and polyadenylation specificity factor 73
Exons: 14
Coding region: 135-2198 (687 amino acids)
Biological process (GO): mRNA 3'-end processing by stem-loop binding and cleavage
Cellular component (GO): mRNA cleavage and polyadenylation specificity factor complex
Molecular function (GO): 5'-3' exonuclease activity; RNA endonuclease activity; RNA binding
Source: RefSeq, a predicted model, not a curated record
GACAUCAGUUUCAACAAAACCUUAAUUUGCAGCGUUUUUCAACAAUUACCACUAGUUGUUUUGUGGUUUUCUCACUUGCCUUGUUUAAUAAGCGAAUAUUUGGGCUGAUUUAAGGCGCUGCACCGGUCUGCACUAUGUCACUGAAAAGGAAGCCCGAUUCUCAAGUGCCAGCCGAGGAGAGUGACCAGUUAACCAUCAGACCCCUGGGCGCCGGGCAAGAGGUCGGCCGGUCAUGUAUCAUGGUGGAGUUUAAGGGCAAGAAGAUUAUGCUGGAUUGUGGCAUUCAUCCAGGGUUGUCUGGGAUGGACGCGCUGCCCUACGUAGACCUGAUUGAGGCCGACGAGAUCGACCUACUUCUCAUAUCCCACUUUCAUUUGGACCAUUCGGGCGCGCUGCCCUGGUUCCUGUUAAAGACCAGCUUCAAAGGGCGCUGCUUCAUGACCCACGCCACUAAGGCUAUCUACAGAUGGCUUCUCUCCGACUACAUCAAAGUCAGUAACAUUGCGACGGAGCAAAUGUUGUACACUGAGGCCGACCUGGAGGCCAGCAUGGACAGAAUCGAAACCAUUAACUUCCACGAGGAAAAGGACAUUAUGGGCAUUCGAUUUUGGGCGUACAACGCUGGCCAUGUGUUAGGCGCUGCCAUGUUCAUGCUGGAAAUUGCUGGAGUUAAGAUACUGUACACCGGGGACUUUUCAAGGCAGGAGGAUCGGCAUCUGAUGGCGGCAGAAAUCCCCACAAUCAGGCCGGAUGUUUUGAUUACGGAGUCCACAUAUGGCACGCAUAUCCACGAGAAUCGGGACGACCGCGAGAACCGCUUCACCUCGCUGGUACACGACAUAGUAAACAGGGGCGGCCGUUGCCUGAUCCCAGUGUUCGCGCUGGGCAGAGCUCAAGAGCUUCUGCUAAUUUUGGACGAGUACUGGGGUCAGCACCCGGAGCUGCACGACAUUCCCAUUUACUACGCCUCAUCGUUGGCGAAAAAGUGUAUGGCCGUCUACCAAACGUACAUCAACGCAAUGAAUGACCGAAUCAAGAGGCAGAUCGCUAUCAGCAACCCGUUUAUUUUCAAGCAUAUCUCAAAUCUAAAGGGCAUUGAUCAUUUCGAGGAUAUUGGGCCUUGUGUGAUCAUGGCCUCUCCUGGUAUGAUGCAAAGCGGCCUGUCCAGAGAGCUUUUCGAGUCCUGGUGCACUGAUUCGAAGAACGGCGUCAUAAUCGCAGGUUAUUGCGUGGAGGGUACACUAGCCAAGACCAUCCUGUCCGAGCCCGAAGAAAUCACCACGAUGAGCGGCCAAAAGCUGCCCCUGAAAAUGUCGGUCGAUUAUAUUUCAUUUUCCGCCCACACGGACUACCAGCAAACCAGCGAGUUUAUUAAGAUCCUGAAGCCGCCCCAUGUGGUGCUGGUCCACGGAGAGCAAAACGAAAUGUCGCGCUUAAAAGCGGCGUUGCAGCGCGAAUUCGAAGAGGAUCAGAACACCUCCAUUCAGCUGCACAAUCCGCGCAAUACACACACAGUGGAGCUGUAUUUUCGCGGCGAAAAAACAGCGAAAGUUAUGGGAACGCUGGCCGUUGAAGAACCGCAGCCGGGCAAGCUGAUCCAGGGCAUCUUGGUGAAGCGCAACUUUAACUACCACAUCCUCAGCGCAGAUGACCUUGCCAAAUAUACCGAACUGAGUCUGAGUGAAAUCACGCAGAGGCAGAGUCUGGCGUAUUCGGGUAACCCGGGGGUGUUGCGCCACCUGCUGGCACAGGUGUGCGGCCUGAUGGAGAACCUGGAGGGCGAUAAGCGCAUGAAGGCGUUCAACGCCGUCGAGAUCAUCAUCGAACCCAAAAUGGUCAUUCUCGAGUGGGUGGCCAAUCCGGUGAACGACAUGUACGCUGACGCCAUCGUCGCCGCCGUGCUUCAAGCGGAUUUGCUGGACACGCCCACUAAGUGUUUGGCAACCAGCGUCAAAGUGGACCGAAUGCAUUUCAAGGAAUGCCUGAUCGAGAUGCUGCAAGACAUGUUUGGGGAGGAUUCCGUGCCGAAGAUCUUCAAAGGGGAAAAGCUAUACGUGAGCGUCAACGACAAGAGGGCCGACAUCGAUCUGACCAACUUGGAGGUGAAAUGUCCGAACGACGAAACGUUUCAGCAAAUCGUCCAAACGGCCGUGUCCAAGCUGUACCAAAGCUUAGCGCCCCCUCAACUAGACGGGUGACUGUGAUUACUUGACUUAUCUUUAUAUUUACAUUUUUUUUAAGCUGGCGAUUAAAAAUAGUUUUUUAAAUAUAUUGAUGAAUAAAAAAUGACUCACAGUUACGAUCAACGACAAAUGACAGCGCAACUUUCAUAAAGUUGGAGGUAUAGCCGGCAACACAGCAUCAGUUUCAGUCAAAACGUCGUUUGGCACAUUGACUGAUCAAGUUAAAAGUUAAAUGCUCACAAAGACGCGAAAUUUCAUAGAAUUAAACACUCGAAUACAGCGUGAUCAGAAACUUAAGUAAAUGUUUCUAGAAGUCAAUGCAACUGAAAGUGUCCCAGUCCUACAGGACUUUGAAAUCUUUGCAAAGGAACAUGAACUCUGAAUUUGAGGCCAUUUGACUAAAAACACGGUCAUUGGAAAUAAGCGAGUCAUUUAGGGCCCUGAAAUUGGUUAAAAAUUGGAUAUUAUAACACUGACUUAUCUUCCGUCCAUUGCAAAAAUUGGACUUUGACAGCUGUCUUGUUGUGUCAAUUGUUUAGGAAUAUCAGUGAUAGUGAUAUUCAGCGGCAACAAAGUAAUUUUGUUCAACACAACUCUUUGCUAACUUUGGGGCAAAGUAACAACGAGCUCCUAAUUCUGAACAUGUUUAUUAUCUAAAGGAGUUCAAAAACAAACUUUUGCAGUCCUGACUUAUAUGCAAUACAGAUACUUGAGAUACAUAAGCAAGUAGGCAAGAAACCAAUACAUAAAAAUCACUGCCUUGAUUCGUCGCAACUUCCACUUGCUUUAGUUGGUGUUGGGAUGGGUAUACGGUUGGUUUUUACACAUUCAACGACUAUAUUACGUAUGUUUUGCUUGUUUUCGUCUACAAAAGAGGAUAUUUUGUCCACUUUGGACUACCGUUUCUUUGUAAAGAUUCAAAUACAUAAGAAAUAGACGAACUUAGCUUGUGAACGCUAAUAACCGAAAAGCUACAAUAACAUUACUUGAUUUCGAAACGAUUUACAAAAAGAUAUAUUUAGUGUGCGGGUGGAAGGGGGCGUAAACUAAAUAAAAAAAAACAAUUGACUAGAUUUUUAAAUAAAUCAAAAUCCAAUGACUCGAUACUAUGCAACACAGUACGUUAAAUACUUACAAAUGUAUUUUAUUUAAUUUAUACACAACAAUGUUUACCGCGUUUUUAGACAACUGGUGCCGCAUCGAUCUAGGCAGUCAUUUGUGCCAAGUCGCCUCUGUUUUGUCUUGAUAUGUUCGAUUUUUCUUAUAAAACAUCGAAAAGAUUGCGCUCGGCUCUCGAGAGAUGAGAGCUUGCAACUCACCAGCGAACUAAGAAAGCGGUAACGCACAUUACUAAUAAUCACCGACUAGAAUGGAUGAUUGCGUCUCACCGUGACAUAGAAAACAGCUUGAUUUUGCUUGCUAUACAGUGAUCGAGUUGUGUUGGGGAUUCCCAAAGAAUGAAACAGUCGUUGACAGUGAAUCGUUGAUGCGAAUGUUCCUAAGACGGCGAUUCUUGUCAACGGUUCAACAUCAAGUAUCCGUGUUCGGAAUGUUUGACAUAAAAUGCACAUUACCACUUGGUUAAAAGGCCCAAAAAGACCAGCGUGUCACUAUUAAUAAUCAAUAGAACAAUGCGAAUGAUAGUUUACGUUACUACAUAAAUGACUGAAGCUACUUUAAUUAUUAGUAUUUAAGCGCCAUAUACUUUUAUGUACAUUUAUAUAAUAAUAUGGUAUAUUAUUAUUAUAGUUUAAUGUCUCAGGUUGUUUGUAUCGGUGGUUCCGUGAAGGUACUGAACCGUUUUACGAGAGUGCGCCAGGCGACGCUCCGGUCGUAUCGUCCAACAUUUGUCUACUUGAGCUUAGAAUUAGGUUUGGGUCCA